UGAUGCAGAGGUGCUGUACUGCACUAACUCAAUUCUACCACAUGGUGGCACCAUCAAGCCUAUACUCACUUCAACAUACAAUGAUUAACCUUAGUUUUGUUUGACUAUUCUUGGGUCUCUCCGUUACCAGGUUAAAGGUGCCUCUGACAGUUUCCUGUCUAAAGCUCUGAGGAAGGUGAUCAUCUAAGAUCAUUGCAGAAAUCUUUUUCUGGGAUAGUCACCAUGUGAAAUGUCCUGGGGUGAAGUAAGUAAACAAUAAUGUGGCUCUGGGCACUCCUUCCAAUCUGCUUGGCGGUGUUUGGCACUGUGGGAAUAUGGGUGGUGUUUGGUAUCGCUGUAUCAAAUGAGACUGUUAAUAUCACAGCGAGAUUCCCCUACAUCAGUGAAUGUGGCACCUAUGAUCCACAGAGCUGUAUCUUUUCCCAGGUCUGCAACAUAUGUGCUGUCUUGAUCCUGUGGGUUGUGGUGAUCCGGUUUCAGCAGGUCAGGGACUAUGGUCAGAACAGCAAGGUGAACAUCGCCAGUAUCGUACUGGGCUUCAUCUCAUCUCUGGGCAUCUCCAUCCUCGGCAGCUUUCGGCAAUCUGUGUUGUUUGGCAUCCAUGUGUUCGGGGCUUUUUUGGCCUUCUUUGUGGGCCUGGGCUACUUCUGGUUGCAGGUGUGGCUCACCUAUAAAGUCCAGCCCUCUAAAGACCGUCGCUGGAUGGGGCCUCUCAGAGCUGCCCUCUGUAGCAUCUGCACCAUCUUGAUCAUCACCAUGGCCAUAGGUCUACUCUUUGAUACUGGCUACCGCUCAAUGGCGUCCAUUUCUGAGUGGGCUCUGGCCAUGUGCUUCUUUGUCCUAUUUGGCCUCUUUGCAUCCGAGUUCCGUCACAUCGACUGUCACCGGCUCACCGUGCAGAACCAAGGCCUCAAGCAAGACCCAGAGCAUCAACGGUGGUGGGAUCAUAAUGUACAGCCAACAGAACAGUAAUCUAAUAAUUAUAGAACAUUUGAACAUUCAGCUCUGACUGAUGAAGCUCCACUUAAGUGUACAUAUUUGAAACCUAUUGUUGAAUAAAAUCCUACUCUUUUUCUUUGA
This is a messenger RNA of Salmo salar (Atlantic salmon), 1080 nucleotides long. Its product is annotated as modulator of macroautophagy TMEM150B. The record is from RefSeq and is a predicted model, not a curated record. Gene Ontology annotation, cellular component: plasma membrane. Lineage: Eukaryota; Metazoa; Chordata; Actinopteri; Salmoniformes; Salmonidae.